GACCCUUGCAAAGUGUACGGCUUGAAAUGAAGCUGCUUUUAGUAAUUUCAGUCAUAGCAUAUGGCUGUGCUGACAAGUUGGACCGCAGUUAUCUUCCGCCACUAAAUGCAGCGUCAUCCGGUGGAAGCUCUAAAGACCUGAACGUUCCGUUUGGAUCACCAAACGGGCCGUUAGGUUCCGAUUCACUACCGAAACUACCUGGCUUCGGACAAACUGGCGCUGGCGCCGGUCAGACAUCUCAAUCCUCUGGUAACUUCGGAUCAAAUGGAUUCGGUCCAGGAACCGGUCCUACGGGAUCAAAUAUAUUUGGCCAAAAUGCCGCAACAUCAGGAUUUGGUCAAUCACCAACUGGACCAGGGCAAAAUGGAUUUGCUACUAAACAAACUUUCGGUUCGGGUUCGGGAUCAAAUCAAAGUGCACAAAGUGGAUUUAAGCAAACUGCUACCUUCGGACAAGGAGGUCAAGGUUCAAACUCGUUUACGCAGGCAUAUCAGUCUCAACGCCCUCAGAGUGAAGCUGAAAGAAAUGCACAAAUUCUAAGAUAUGAAAAUGAAAACGAUGGUGAAAGGUACUCGUACAGUUUUGAAACUUCUAACGGUAUAUCGGCCGAAGAAACCGGUGUAGCCACGAAUGGUGUCAAGGCACAGGGUGCAUUCUCAUACACGUCGGACGAGGGUGAAAAGAUAAGUGUGACGUACACUGCUGACGAAAAUGGUUUCCAACCCCAAGGAGAUCAUUUACCUACACCUCCUCCAAUUCCUGAAGAAAUUCUUAAGUCUAUCGAGGAGAACGCCAAGGCCGCUGCUGCUGGGACUCAAGAAGGUGCUUAUCGACCUGAAGAGGAUUCGAACGAAAUCAAUUAUGGAAUUACUUCGGGCUCCGUACAGGGUCAAGGUUUCCAAGGACAACGCAUACAAACUAAUCAGAAAGGUUACAAUUACGGCAGUGGUGCUCAAGGCCAAGCUUCUUUUGGACAGACUGCUGGAUCUCAAGGACAGAGUACCUUCGGACAGGGUACUGGAACGCAAGGGCAAGGGGCUUUUGGACAAACCACUGCAUCGCAAGGUUCUUUUGGCCAGGCAUCUGGCUUACAGGGACAGGAUGCGUUUGGACGAGGCAGUGGUCAACGAGGACAAGGUACAUUUGGACAAGGCAGUGGUUCCCAAGGACAAGGUAUCUUUGGACAAAAUUCUGGAUCGCAAGGACAGAGUGGCUAUGGACAGACUGCUGGAACGUCGGGGCAAGGUGGACAAAGUGCUUUUGGGCAGACCGCUGGAACUAAAGUACAAGGUGGCUUUGGACAAAAUACUGGGGCACGAGGACAAGUUGGCUUUGGACAGAUAAGUAGCUCUCAAGGACAGGGUUCUUUUGGACAGAGUGCUGGAACGCAAGCUACCGGACAAAGUAUUGGACAAACUGCCUUUGCUCAGACCAUGGGCUCACGAGGACAAAACGGCUUUGGAGGUGGUUCAGGUUUAACGAACCAAUUUAAUCAACAAAGAAACGGCCAAAAAGAGACGGGAUAUCAAUACAAUCGUCCACAGGGUGUUUCCCCUUCUGGUGGUAGUCAAUCUGGUAAAGGCUCACAGAGCCAGAGCGCUUUUGGACAGACCGCCGCUUCUCAAGGACAGGGUACUUUUGGACAGAAUGGAGGGCAAGGUGGCUCUAGGCAGACUUUCGGUACGCAAGGUCAAAGUGCAUUUGGGCAGAAUGCUGGACAAGGUAACUUCGGUCAGUCUUCUGGAAAUCAAGGACAAGGUGCCUUUGGACAAAGUGCUGGUUCACGAGGACAAGGUGCCUUUGGACAAAGUGCUGGUACACGAGGACAAGGUGACUUUGGACAAAAAGCUGGAUCUCAAGGCCAGGGUGGCAAUGGCCAAAUUACUGGAUCCCAAGGUCAGGGUGGCUAUGGACAAACUACAGGAUUCCAAGGUCAGGGUGGCUUGGGACAGUCUGCUGGUGGAAAAAGUCAAGGAGGCUUCGGGCAGACUGCAGGAACACAGGGUCAGGGCGGUUUUGGACAGACUACUGGUACUCAAGGACAAGGAGGACAAGGUGCUUUUGGACAAACUGCUGGAACUAAAGCACAAGGAGGCUUCGGACAAACUUCUGGUACAAAAGGUCAGGGAGUAUUUGGACAAAUAAGUCAAGGACAGAGAACAUCAGGACAAAGUGAUGGGCCUCGAGGACAAGGUGGUUACGGGCAGAACGCUGGAGGGAAAGGCCAAAGUGCCUUUGGACAGACUGCUGGACAACAAGGCCAAGGUGCCUUUGGCCAAACAGCUGGAACGCAAGGUCAAGGUGCCUUUGGCCAGAUCGCUGGAACUCAAGGACAAGGCAUCUUUGGAGGUUCAGGUUCUCGAGGACAAUCAGGUCAGACCAAUCAAUUUAAUCAACAGGGCUCUGGAAAUGGUCAAAAAGAGGCAGGUUACCAGUAUAAUCGUCCACAGGGAUCUUUCCCAACUGAUGGUAACCGACCAGGACAAACUAAUGCACAAUCUGGAUCGGGUUCAUCUGGAUCUUCAGGGCAAGGAUCAGGCUUCCAACCUAGUUCAAACAGGCCCGGUGGCAAUCAGCCCGGUUCGGGGUCCGGGAAUGGUGGACCAUCACAAUACCAGCCUGGUGGAAAUACGCAAUCUUCAUCGGGCAAUGGACAGGGCACUUCAUAUAGGCCUGGUGGAAAUCAGUCUUCAUUUGGUUCAACUAGUGGUUCCGGAUAUCAAUACAACAGGCCUGGAUCUCAGCCUAGCCAAGGCAGUCAGCCGCAACGUCCUGGAUUUGGAGGAUCUCCAUCACCUAACCAGAGUGCUGGUCAAGAAUUCGGUGGCCCUCGCCAGCCUCCAAGCUUUAGUCCCGAGGAAGGAUACAAAUAUUGAGGCCAAAGGAUUGUAGUGCAAUUGUAGGAUAAGAAAUGGAUCGGCAAUAGAAAAUUAAAAAAAAAAUGUACGUAUGUAGCUUAUAAUGAAUUGUAAAAAGCAAAUUGUUU
Papilio machaon (common yellow swallowtail) is the source of this 2986-nucleotide messenger RNA. It is a transcript of the gene CPR12, whose product is annotated as spidroin-1. Lineage: Eukaryota; Metazoa; Arthropoda; Insecta; Lepidoptera; Papilionidae. Bases 27 to 2876 code for a protein of 949 amino acids. The transcript is spliced from 3 exons. The record is from RefSeq and is a predicted model, not a curated record.